Messenger RNA from Aureobasidium vineae, 843 nucleotides. The record is from the annotation of a GenBank genome assembly. Lineage: Eukaryota; Fungi; Ascomycota; Dothideomycetes; Dothideales; Saccotheciaceae.
AUGAGGAUCGGCGCGCAUGUCCUCUCGUGCGUUACUCACGAUCAGAACGGAAAGCCUUACUGGACUCGUGUUCUUCUCACUUACGACAACUAUGGCAACGUUCAAGAAUACCAUGAGCCCUUUGAUGGGCGUGCUGAAUGGUCUGAUCAUCCCUUGGAAGCGCUCAACCAACUGCAUCUGAGAGUGGCUGGGUUCGUCACCAAGAGAUUGACUCAUGACUGUUAUCCUCGCCUGAGAACUUUGGCCCAGCAGCGCUAUGAUGAGGAAGUUGAACACGGUUCUCCAAGCACAAGCAUUCACCAUACCGAAGAACGCCAUGGUCCGCGACCCGCUACUUCUUCGUCUGCUUCGCAGCCCCCAUCAGAAUACCUCAAGUCGCAACUCUCGGAACCCCAAUCAUACCAAACUCAAGAAUCGACUCAAGCUCGACGUUCUCGAAUCUCCGAUGAGACGUUGUCUUCCGGUACCAGGAACGAACUUCGCAAGACGCAAGGACUUGAGCAUGAACGAACAGUCAAUCCUCAGAAGCUGGGUCCUGCCCAUUUCCCUCAACCUUCUCCCGCGCUGGGUGCGGAGGCCUGGUCGUCCGAAGACACAAACCCGCACACCAAAUCUCCCAGAACUUCCAAGGACCCCGUCAAUUUGGACCCGCUACUCUUCCGAGAAGACGAAGCAUUGGCUCAGCUUGAUCGUAUCCACUCAACACGCAGACACUUCCCUAAUGCUGGACUGGCUGUGAAAUCUUCGGUCCCAGAGAAGACAAAGCCGACACACCAAACCUCUCAUGUCAAUGCUUUCUCAAUCCCUCGCACUCAAGAAUCCAGCCACAGCAACUCCGCGUAA